AUGGGUCUCAUGGACACGAGCAGUCGCAGGCGCAGGAGCAAUACGAGCCCUCACGUGGUCACAGCCGCUUCGCCCCGCGCCGAGCCGCACGAGACUGAAAGCCGCGCCUGGAUCUGGCCCAACAAGGUACAGCAGCAGCUGCAGCAUCAGGUCCGCGUCGCCGAUCAGACGUCCGUCAAGCGCCGCAGCGGCGCGCACUGUGCGCUGCGCAAGAGCUACAGCGAACGUCCGUUGGGGUCACCACCGCGCGCUACAGAGGUCCUGAGUACCACGAGCAGCAGUAACGUCCUGGACGAAGCCACGAGCUGCAAGACAGGGGACACGAGGAGUGACGAAGACGAAGCCCAGCGACGCGCGCGGAUCACGGCGCGGGCCGAAGAGAUUCUGCUGGAAAAGCGCCGGGUGGGAAUGCUCGUGGGGGCCACGUGCCCCGUGUGCUUGACCGACGACGUCGACACGCAGCUGUCCGGCUGCGGCCACGUGAUCCACGCCAAGUGCAUCAAGCGCUGGAUCCAGUCGGGCGCGUGCUGUCCCGUGUGCCGCGAGGAGGUCGUGGACAUUGAAGAGGCGUUCACGUCGCCCAGUGUCGCGUCGACGCUGAUGACCAAAGACCGACUCACGUCGUCGUCCGAAGCGACGUACUUACCAGACGACGACGACGACGACGACGACGACGAUGCCGACUAUGAGUGGGGCUGGUUCAAAGACUUUGACGAAGUCGACGACGAGCUGCAGGGACACGCGGCGUCGACGAGCAGCAGCUACGCCGCACGGCGCUCCUUGUUGACUACGUUCCCAGCUGCCUCGACGAGUCGCCAGUCGUUGACGACGAUGACGACGCCCAUGCUGAAUCGAAAGACAACGGGCGCUUUUGACAUGUGCCGCACGUUCCCGCCGCUCCACGAGGUCUAUGACUUGCCCUAUGACAAGAGCAAGUACGCGUGGAUGCGGGUUUUGCCGUCGGACCGCCACAUUGCCGUGAAGCUUCAGAUUCGCAGCUUUCGCAUUGUCGAAGCCAAGACGUCGAAAGCACAGCACGCCGAGUACCUCAUUGAGAUGCAACUGGACGGCCGCUACAUUAGUCGCUGGUGUCGCUACUCGGCGAUCUACCGCUUUGUGUGGUCACUUGACCCGCACCAGUUUCGGCAAUCCAUGGCAGCGUGGCACCCGAUUGAUGCCAAGAGCCGGUGGUUCAACCGCCUUGAACUGAGCUAUCUGCACAAGCGGUGCCGCAUGCUCGAGGAGUUUGCCUACAAGUUGCUGAUCGAGAGCCCGAACGCGCAUCCACUUGCUGACCUGCUCGAGUGCUGA
Hyaloperonospora brassicae is the source of this 1311-nucleotide messenger RNA. Lineage: Eukaryota; Oomycota; Peronosporomycetes; Peronosporales; Peronosporaceae. The record is from the annotation of a GenBank genome assembly.